Molecule: messenger RNA, 969 nt
Organism: Ilex paraguariensis (yerba mate)
Lineage: Eukaryota; Viridiplantae; Streptophyta; Magnoliopsida; Aquifoliales; Aquifoliaceae
Source: the annotation of a GenBank genome assembly
AUGGGACGUCUCACCGCAUCUCAUGCCAUGAAGAGAGACUUUGGUGGUUCAAGUCCAGAUUGUGAGCUUCCCGAAAGGUUUCCAUCUGAAUUGGAGGAGGCCUAUAUAAAGAAAUUCUUUACAGUCUACUUUGCUGGCCUUGAAUCUUCUUUCUUGAGUUUGACUGGCUUAGUAGCCACCUGGGCAACCUUUGACUCUGAAGGGAGGUUCAAGGUGUUGCACAAGCUCCUUGGGGAGCACUUGACUUGGGGGGGAGUGCCCGCACCAUUAAGGGAGUUUGUGUGGCUCAGUCAUUCAUCAAAGCUUUCGGGUGAAAAGCUAGGUGUAAGUCCUUAUAUUCGGGGCUUACCUAGGAUACAGAAAGACUUGCUAUUUGCUAUGCCUAGACAACGGUUCAAGGAUUAUUUUGUCCUUGGUGACGUUUGGCAUCGGGAGCGUAAGGUCGUUGUUGAAUAUAGGAAGAUCUUAGGCAAUCAGGGGGGAUUGAAUGUCGGAUUAAUCACUUCACGGGAGAGAACGCGAGGGAUGAGCGAUGAUCGACCUACCGCUCCGUGGGCUUCGCCAGUUCCCAUGACAGUUGGUGGUGGGAAAGUAGAAACAGUUGUUCUUGAAGCUGUCCCUGGGGAAGUUAGAGGUAAGGGUGUAGGUAAGUUACCUUUAAAGGCUUUGGCGCUUUUGUCAAAAAUUCCUCAAACUGGUAAUGCCGCAUCUAGAGAGAUAAGCAGAGGGCUACGCGGCCAGAAAGAAAGAAAUCCUGGACCCCGAGGGUUAAAUCAGAGUUUCAUCUUGAGCAAUGAAGAUAGGGAACUUGCCCAUUACAAUAGCAUGAUUAAAAAAGCAUACGGUUUGUUCUUACGAAGACUAACAGAAUUGGAUGGGAAGGAUGGUUUGCAAGGAGGUAUACUGGCAGAGCAGGAAGAUAGGCAAAGGGGGAAGCGGCUAGAACUUCUCCUCCAACGUAGCUGGUAA